UGCAAUGAGCGCGCUAUCCUGACCCACACCUCCGAUCCACAAACUCAAACCCUGUUUGCAUGCGCUUAAUUCCCACAUUUAAGAAAAGGAAGUCGUGUAAUCGUAUAAAUGUAGUUUUUCCAUUUUGGGACUUUAUAGACAGAUUUAAUAGCUUUUAUAAAGUUCUCAUCAGUUUGAACACUGAGGAUGCGCAACAGAAUGACGGAAUUUUCUACACGGAAAAGAAGCGCUUUGGAUGUUUUUGUGUGUUUGUGUUUGGUUUCUUUGGUUUAUUCCUUCAACAUUGACUUACAACAUCCCGUGGUGUUCCGAGGACCAGAUGCGACGUUUUUUGGAUAUUCGGUGCUGGAGCACGUCCAUGACAACACACGCUGGAUUGUGGUUGGGGCUCCCAGAGCAAACUCAUCAUUCAGCAGUUCGGUUCAAUCACCUGGAGCUGUAUACAAGUGCCGAAUCCGCAACAACCCAGAGCAACGCUGCACUGAGAUGGACCUCGGCAGAGGUGUGUAUCUCACACACAUCCAGAGUACACAUGCAGUAGCUCUUACUUUACCUGAUCAGGGUGGUCUGAUUGGAGGCAAGGACAUUUACAGCACUGAUAUGUUCAAAUCAAAGAAGUUGAGGGAGCGAUGCCAUGUUAUAGUGGAAGCUGUAAUCAUGGCCUGCGCUCACCGCUGGAAGAAUGUAUACUAUGAAUCGGAGUAUAUCCUCCCUCACGGAUACUGCUCCGUCAUCCCAGCCACUCUGCAGGGCAAGUCACAGCCUCUCAUACCAUGUUAUGAAGACCAUAAGAAGACCUAUGGGGAAGAACAUGGCUCGUGCCAAGCCGGGAUCGCAGGCGUUUUCACUGAGGAGCUGGUUAUCAUGGGUGCGCCUGGUUCUUAUUACUGGACCGGAACAGUCAAAGUGUUUAACAUGACAUCCAAUACUCACUACAACCUUAAUCAAGACAACCUGAGUCCUCGCAGAUACAGUUACCUCGGGUAUGCUGUGACAGCUGGUCACUUCUCUUCCCCGAAUACCAUAGACGUGGCAGCUGGUGCUCCUCAAGACAGUGGUAUGGGCUCUUACUUUGGCUCCUCAUUGUGUGCAGUUGACCUAAACGCGGACGGACUGUCGGACUUGCUGGUGGGAGCACCCAUGCACAGCGAGAUCCGGGAUGAAGGCCAGGUUUCUGUUUACCUCAGCAGUGGCAAUGGAGUGAUGGAGGAAGUUGCUAUACUGAAUGGUGAUAAUGCAUACAAUGCUCAUUUUGGAGAGUGUAUCACAUCUCUUGGGGACAUUGAUGAAGAUGGCUACCAAGACUGUACAAUAACAUCAGCUAAAACUGGUAGCCCUUUCAAAGAGGAUGACUAUGGAGGAGCUGUCUACAUCUACCAUGGUGAUGCUACAGGAAUAGUUAAGAAGUAUUCAAUGAGAUUGUCUGGGCGAAGCAUCAACCCCACCCUCCAAAUGUUCGGCCAGUCAAUUUCCGGCAAUGUGGACAUGGAUGGAAACGGAUAUCCAGAUGUGACGAUAGGGGCGUUCAUGGCUGACAGUGUGGUUUUGUUAAGAUCCAGGCCGGUGAUCUCUGUGGACGUCUCCAUCUUCUUGCCCGUCUCAAUAAACAUCACAGUACCGCAGUGUCACGAGGGCCCUCCGCAUCUCAACUGCUUCAACGUCACCGUCUGCAUGAGCUUUCGAGGAAAAUAUGUACCUGGCCACAUAGAGUUACUGUACAAUCUAACCGCAGAUUCAGAUAAGAGACACAAAGGUCUGCCGCCGCGGGUGUAUUUUGGAAACGGUGGAGAGCAGACAGUUGCUGUAAGUCAGCGUUUCAGCCUGGAGAUCAACCGACAGCAGUGCCAUCAGUACACGUCCUUUGUGAGGAAAGAAGUAAAGGAUGUGUUUGCCGCCAUCGUGUUUGAAGCAGCCUACAGUUUAGGAAAACACUUUGUGGAUGGACACCAGGACCGCGACCUUCCCUCGCUCACUCCUGUUCUACGCUGGAAAAAAGGAGAGAAGAUCGCUGCAAAGAAUGAGACGUGGUUUGAGAAGAACUGUCUGUCAGAGGACUGCGCAGCUGACCUGAGGCUUCAUGGGAAACUGCUGCUUUCUGGGCGGUACAUCAGUUCUCAUCUGGCUCUUGGUGGAGUGAGAAACGUCUCGUUAAAUUUAACCAUCUCUAAUGCUGGAGACGACGCCUACGACACCAACAUCUACUUCAACUUCUCCAGAGAGGUUCACUACAUCAACUUCUUACAAAGAGAAGAGAAGGGCAUUUCCUGUAUGCUGGUAGAGCUGGACUUCCUCAAGUGCAGCAUUGGAUUUCCUUUCAUGAGAGCGCAAACCAAGUACCAUCUAUCGGUGCUUUUCGACACAAGUCAUCUGUCUGGUGAAAAUGAGACGCUGCUAUUUUUAGUUCAUGCUAGAAGUGCCAAUCCAGAACAUGAUAGCACACUUCAUGAUAACACAUUGGAGUUGUCCAUACCGCUGGUACAUGAGGUGGACACAGCAAUCACAGGCGUGGUCUCGCCUACGUCUUUUGUGUAUGGAAACUCAGUGGACCGAUCACGCUUCGUUCAGCUGGACGACAUGGAGUGCAGCUUUCAGCCGCUCAACUUCACCUUUCAGGUGAUAAACAAUGGACCCAGCAGACUUCCAGGCUCCACGGUGGACAUCAGGAUACCCAACCGCCUAGCUGGUAACGGAGCAGAUAUGUUCCAUAUCAUUGACACACAAGUAUCAGAAGGUCGAGGGAACUGCACGUGGCACAGGAACCCCAAACCCUGCACAAUCCCACAGGACAAGGAGAGCAUCUUCCACACCAUUUUUGCUUUCUUCACCAAAUCUGGCAGAAAAGUUCUGGACUGUGACCGGCCUGGCAGAGCGUGUCUAACUAUUUCCUGCAGUCUGAGCUCUCAGGCUAAAGAAGAAGCCACGAGUAUAGAUGUGCGAAUGCUACUAAACACUGAAAUACUACAGAGGGACAGCUCCUCUGUGAUCCAGUUUGUGACACGAGGUCACGUCCAGCUGGACGACAGGGCCGUGGAGGUCUCAACCGGACUUCCAGAGGAGAUUUCUCUGGUGUUUGAGGCCCUUCACAGUCAGGAGCCCAGGGGUUACGUUGUGGGAUGGAUCAUCGCCAUCAGCCUCCUCGUGGGAAUCCUCAUCUUCCUGCUGCUGGCGGUGCUGCUCUGGAAGAUGGGAUUCUUCAGGAGGCAUUACAGAGAGAUCAUAGAGGCCGAAAAGAACAGGAACGACAGCGAUGAAAGCUGGGAUUGGGUCCAGAAGAGCCAAUGAAUGCUUGGACUGGGUUCAGAAAAUCCAAUAAGCUGCUACCUUCACCACGGCAAGACCCAGACCC
Sinocyclocheilus rhinocerous is the source of this 3346-nucleotide messenger RNA. RefSeq names its product integrin, alpha 9 (gene itga9). Gene Ontology annotation, cellular component: integrin complex; external side of plasma membrane. The coding region runs from base 187 to 3282 and encodes 1031 amino acids. Gene Ontology annotation, biological process: cell adhesion mediated by integrin; integrin-mediated signaling pathway; cell-cell adhesion. Lineage: Eukaryota; Metazoa; Chordata; Actinopteri; Cypriniformes; Cyprinidae. The record is from RefSeq and is a predicted model, not a curated record. The transcript is spliced from 27 exons. Gene Ontology annotation, molecular function: integrin binding.